Molecule: messenger RNA, 1087 nt
Organism: Silurus meridionalis
Lineage: Eukaryota; Metazoa; Chordata; Actinopteri; Siluriformes; Siluridae
Gene: rbm8a
Product: RNA binding motif protein 8A
Exons: 6
Coding region: 36-560 (174 amino acids)
Biological process (GO): RNA splicing
Cellular component (GO): cytoplasm; exon-exon junction complex; nucleus
Molecular function (GO): mRNA binding
Source: RefSeq, a predicted model, not a curated record
GCGCUUGCGCAAGUUUUCUCAGACCGACGGGCAUCAUGGCGGACGUGUUGGAUCUUCACGAAGCGGGUGGCGAGGACUUUCCUAUGGACGAAGAUGGUGACGAAAGCAUUCACAAACUAAAAGAGAAAGCCAAGAAGAGGAAAGGACGUGGAUUUGGAUCUGAUGAAGGUGCGAGGUCCAGAGUUAGAGAAGAUUAUGAUACGGUGGAGCAGGAUGGCGACGAGCCCGGACCACAGAGAUCUGUCGAGGGCUGGAUCCUGUUUGUGACCGGCGUUCACGAGGAGGCCACGGAAGAAGACAUCCACGACAAAUUCGCAGAGUUUGGUGAGAUCAAGAAUCUGCAUCUCAAUUUGGACCGGAGGACUGGUUACUUAAAGGGUUACGCGCUGGUAGAAUACGAGACGUAUAAAGAAGCCCAGGCUGCGAUGGAGGGACUGAACGGCCAGGAGCUCAUGGGUCAGCCCAUCAGCGUGGACUGGGGCUUUGUUCGAGGGCCUCCAAAGAGCAAGAGGAGGGGAGGAAGAAGGCGGAGCAGAAGUCCAGACAGGAGACGGCGCUGAGCGUAAACAACCCCCCUCCCCCUCCAGUGUUCUCUGUAUUUUUCUUUGUACGUUCUCAGCAACAAACAAAUCUGACUGUUUUCAGGUCGAACAAAAAUAAAUCCUAAUAUUGGGAGCAAAAAGUUGGAGUAUAAAUGCUGUGAUCACGUUCUGAUGUGCACCGUUUUACCAUCGCCUUUUCAUAGAAUGUUUUUUUUUUCUUUUUCUUCUGAAAAUAUGACCCUUUUAUUACCUGGUUUUAAAACUCAGUCGUAAACUGGUUCAUUAGAGAAUUGUCGAGGUGUAAAGGGGGACUUUUGUGUUUGUGAAGUUGCGAUUCAAUUCUUUCUGUAUAGUCACAUUUUUUGUGGGUUUUUUUUUUUUUUUUUUGGUUUUGCUUGAAAUUUUUGUAAAAAAAAAAUCAAUGAAACCAAUCCUUCGAUGCGAAUUCGGGUUACGCCACAAAAGAAUGUCGAACCUGAACUUUUUUUUAGUUUUUUUGUGAUUGUUGUUGUUUUUUCACUUCCAAUAAACGUGUUUGUGGAUGA